Rodentolepis nana is the source of this 3618-nucleotide messenger RNA. NCBI's taxonomy places the organism in Eukaryota, Metazoa, Platyhelminthes, Cestoda, Cyclophyllidea, Hymenolepididae. The record is from the annotation of a GenBank genome assembly.
AUGAGUUCUUCCAAAAAGAAUGUGAUAUAUAUUAAUGAGGAGGAUCUUGCAAAUCUUCCUGACGAGAUCCCUGUUUAUGUUCUCAAUAAGGAUUCGGAAAAGUCUGCAUCACCACUUUUGCCUCUUCCUUUGAUUAGUUCUACCUCAUAUGGUUUGAAUUGCUCUUCUAAUUUGACGUCUUUUCCUCUCCCUAUUCCCAAUAUCCCUUCACCUUAUCCACCACCACUGUCAGUUCCUCAAAAUUCGAACAUUCCACCGCUGUGCUUUCAUUAUCCCCCUCCAAUGGCUUUCCCAAACCAGUUUGUUCCUUCUAUUUUUCCUUCACCACCAAUGCAUUUGCCUCCGCCGAAUGUGAUUCCGCCUAUCUCAAAUCCAAUUUUCCCUCUGGAUAAUUCAAAAUCAUCUUUGAAGGCUGCAAAAAGUUCUGAUAACGAGUAUGGUCCUUCCAGAGAUGAUUAUGAUCAGAAACACUACUCGAGGAUUACUUGCACCCCUGCUACAGAAUUUUUUGAGAAACGAGGCGAAUGCACUUAUGGCACAGAUCUCAUGAUUGACUUGGAAAAUCGAUUUGAGCAGUAUGUUCUAAAUCGGCGUGAAUCGGCUCUCUCUUGUUUGCCUCCAGUUAAUAUAAUUCGACCCGCUUUAAAACGGCAGGAAAUGGUCGAACAUGACAGUGGCGCUCCUGUUCGUUUGUCAAAAAAUGGUCGAAAACGUCCGAAUUCAUUGAGAAGUAGUGCAUCCUCUAUGUCCGAAACCUCACUACUGAGCAAUCAAUCUGGAAGCUUCGAAGAUUUUGAAGCGAAAGCCGAACAACAGAAAAUGGAAGUUGCUCACAAAGAAGCACAUCCUUAUCGUCUACAUCCAAAAAUUUGGCAUAACGAGGAGGGAGAAUAUAACAGCGGUCCGGCAUGUGCUUGUAAAACCAAGUAUCGAAUUGGUCCUCUGCAUAAUCAGUUUGAAGGUGAAAGUGAAAUCCCUCGGUGCAAUUUGGAGUCGAAUAACAGGGAUCGACUCUACCAUUACCGUAUUAUGGUCACUCCAACAGACAAUUUCUUCUUUGCCAAGCCUACCACUAUCUCUCACAAUGGAAAGGAUUAUCUAUUUGAUGGAUAUUCAAUCUUUCUGCACACCCCUAUCGAUGAUCUUCCUCCAUGUCAACUUCUGCGUUUCAAUAUACUUUACGAUUUAUAUCAUGCUGAGGAAUCUUUUCCUGAGAAUUUCACUGUUCGAGCUUUAGAUAUGCUGACGCAGUACGUAUUUAAAGAACUUCUAGAAUUACUGGACCUCAAUUGGCGACCCCAUGGUGUUGAAGGUGGUUGUCCUGUGGUUCAUCUUUUGCCCCGUUUUGUGAGAGAAUUAGACGAUAGUUCUUCUGCAGAACUACUUUCUUCAAAUGUUAUACUUGAACAUUGGAUGCAUCAAUCUCAACUUCCCCUAUUUCAGCCCAGCGAUCUGCUUAACAUUCGUCGAAUUGCAAAUUCCGAAUGGUCUGCAAAAAUCAACGGCCUAAGAGGCACGCUUGCUUGGAAACCCGGAGCUAAACCACCAGCUAUCAGAAUCGAUCAGUUAGACCGUCAAUCAUCUGAGUCUUCCUCAACAAAGAAACCGGUCCGUCCCUCUCCCUAUCCCUUCCUAGUACAUAUGACAUACACACCAAUGAAGCUAAGUCUUUCUCGAGAUCCGCAAUACAAAAGCGUACUCAAAAAUUACCUCAAACUGCAGUACCUCAUGUAUAAUAAACCACGAAUAUCUCCCGAAGAUAGGGAUCAACUUGCUACGUUGAAAAGGAAACUUGAUCAAAUGGAUUUUGAAGGCGUUCACCGUCGAGAGAUCACUGUAGAACUGAGUUGCGAGGGCUUUUAUCGCACUGCCAUUCGACCGGAUGUCACUCAAUUUGCGCUUAAUAUGGCCUCAUUCGUAAUUCACAUUCGGUGUAUUUUGUCCCUUAAGUCACUAGAGAAGCGAUUGGGAUAUGAAUUCAAGGAUAAAUCAAUCCUAUAUCAAGCUCUAACCCAUCCCUCAUAUCGUCGAACUGAUUUUGGCACUAAUCAGGACCACUACCAAAACACCCUAACCAGUUGUGGUCCUCGAAUUAUCAAAUACGGAGAUAAAUUGCGACUUUAUAAGAAUUCUCGCAAGAAGGGUCUGACUAAGAUGUUCUCCGUCAUGUCUAUGUUGCCGAAGCAGCGCGAAGAGCGCUCAGACAUCUAUGGAAACGAACGUUUGGAAUUCUUGGGUGAUGCUGUGAUCGAAAUCAUAGCUAGCAUUCACCUCUUCUUCAUGUUCCCAGAAAUGUCCGAGGGUAGUUUGGAUCAUUUUCGUCAGGCACUUGUUCAAAAUCAACAUUUAUCUGAUCUGGCCCUGCGCAUUGGUCUUCACAAAUACCUUCUUUACACUCAUAGUGUUGACUUCUGCCAUGAUUCCACCUACGUUUUCGCUCGUUCUGAUGCUUUUGAAGCCGUGAUGGCGGCCAUUGCAUUGGACGGAGGUUUAGAUGCCGUGGACCGUAUUUUUGGUGCAGUACUCUUUGGUGACGAUCCUAAAGUUCAUCAAGUGUGGACUAAAAUCCCUCCACAUCCAUUGCAAGCUAAACCUCCCAAGGACGACAGAGAAUGGGUUUCAAAAGUCCCAACUCUCACGAAGUUAUUUGAACUGGAGAACCAAUUGGGAAUUCACUUUAAACACAUUCGUGUUCUUGCUCGGGCACUAACAGUGAGGAAGACAGGAUGCAAUAUCUACACCCUUGGUGACAACCAGCGUUUGGAAUUCUUGGGAGAUUCCCUACUGAAAUACGUUACCACGGACUACCUAUUCAAGCAUUUUCCGCGCCACCACGAAGGCCACUUGUCACUGUUAAAGAAUUCCCUUGUGAAUAAGUAUACACAGGCUAGGGUUUGCAGUGAAAUUGGCCUGGAUCAGUAUGUUAUUCGACGGGAAGACAACAUGCUCAAGAUUUCGAGUAUAUCAGAAGAGACUUUUGGUGCGACAGCAAGCAGACAGAAUGUGAAAAAUAAGGCGGAUCUAUUGGAAGCCUUUAUCGGCGCUCUGUACGUAGAUAAGGAUAUCACUUGGGUGGAGCGUUUCUGUCAAGUUUGUUUCUGGCCACGCCUGGUUGAGUUCAUCCUCACCCAAGAAUGGAAUGAUCCCAAAUCCCGACUCCAACAAUGCUGUCUUACCGAUCGAUCCCUCAAUGAAGACCCGGAAUUGGCUCACUACAAACUUCUCAGUUCCUCUGGACCGUCAAAUGAUCGGGUCUAUAGGGUGGGUGUAUAUUUUAGGAACCAGCUACUUGCUGAAGGGGUUGGCCGAUCUUUGCAGAAUGCUGAAAAAGACGCUGCCACUAAAGCUCUAGAAAUUCAUCAGAACGUGUUUAAACAGCUGGGCUUUCAACGUGAGGUUAUAAAUAAGCGUUACUCGGAACCUUAUAUCAACAAGGUGCUAACAAAAGUGCAGAACUAUGAACCCUCCUUUGUGGAGAAAUUUGUGGAAGAUAAAUCACUGGACGAAGGAGGAAGCAGUUGUUCAGAGUCAAGUUAUAAACGCAGGAGAAUCGGAAGUACUCAGGCUGCUACUGAAAGUCAAAAUGGAUACGAUACGGAGGUUAAAGAACCCCUGUGA